AUGUCAUCCAAAGAGGAGUGGGCUGCCCACCUCGAGGUGAGUGAGCUACUGCAUGCCAUCCACAGGGGAGUGGGCUGCCCACCUCCAGCAGUUGACAACGCAGCAGUUGACAACGCAGCAGUUGACAAAGCAGCAGUUGACAACGCAGCAGUUGACAACGCAACAGUUGACAAAGCAGCAGUUAACAAAGCAGCAGUUGACAACGCAACAGUUGACAGAGCAGCAGUUGACAACGCAACAGUUGACAACGCAGCAGUUGACAGCGCAGCAGUUGGGAAUGCAACUGCCAACGGUGCAGUAAAGUCUCUCUACACCAUGCCGCUCAAGAAGAUCUUGCUCUGGACUACGUUCUGGAAGAGCUACAAGUACUACGAAACCUUCUUCGCCAGGCUGCACAAGCAACAGUGUGAGGUGAACGCUUGUGUGGUGACUCAUGACCGCUCACAGCUCAGCAGCGCUGAUGUUGUGGUCUUCCAUACCAAUGACUUUCUGCAGUCCACUCCGCUGCCAGACCCCCGACCUCUAGCGCAGCCCUGGCUGGUCUUUUCUCUCGAGGCUCCACCAGUGCAAGCACAUCAGGGAAUUGGUCGCAUCGACUGGGGCCGCCUCAACAAUGUCGUGAACUGGACGAUGUCGUACCGACGAGACUCCGAUGUCGUGGCUCCUUAUGGCGUUGUCGUCAAGAGAACAAUACCGGAAAUCUGGAGACGUGACCACGACUAUACAUCCGGAAAAAAAUUCGAGAAAAUGACAGCUUGGAUGGUGAGUCACUGCCAGACGCACAGCCGCAGGGAAAGCUACGCUGCCGAACUAAGCAAGUACAUUCCAAUGGAUGUGUAUGGUUCAUGUGGUAACAAGAGUUGUGGAUUAAGCCUCGUUCACCGAAAUAUAGGGAAAUUCAACAGCAGCGACUGCGACCAGGUCACAGGAGAAUACUACUUCUACCUCGCCUUCGAAAACGCCUUGUGUGCCGAUUACGUAACAGAAAAGCUGUACCUGGCGUUGACGCGUGACGUGGUGCCUGUUGUGUUUGGGGGUGCCGACUACCAUUUCUAUGCUCCGCCAAAUUCAGUGAUCAAUGCUCUGGACUUUGCCACUCCUAAGCUGCUGGCGAACUUCCUGUUGGCAACCGCAAACAAUAGGACUGCUUAUAACAGUUACUUCGCGUGGAAGGAGGACUACGAAGUAGAUAUUGGAGAUCCGUUUCGUCCACACAUCUGUGAUCUGUGCGCAAAACUGCACCAGCAUCCAACGGUGCACCAAAAUGAAAGUUCACGGCAGCGCGUGGGGACACUUGCGACUGGCAGGCCUGAGCCCCACACAUACCCUGACCUCAGGGCCUGGUUCCUGGACCGCAACCCCUGCCGGCGCUGGUGGUUGCCCUCGGCAACGCCAUCGCGGCGCAGUGGUUAG
Molecule: messenger RNA, 1413 nt
Organism: Hyalella azteca
Lineage: Eukaryota; Metazoa; Arthropoda; Malacostraca; Amphipoda; Hyalellidae
Product: alpha-(1,3)-fucosyltransferase C-like
Exons: 9
Coding region: 1-1413 (470 amino acids)
Cellular component (GO): membrane
Molecular function (GO): alpha-(1->3)-fucosyltransferase activity
Source: RefSeq, a predicted model, not a curated record